This is a messenger RNA of Meriones unguiculatus (Mongolian gerbil), 4257 nucleotides long. RefSeq names its product estrogen receptor 2 (gene Esr2). Gene Ontology annotation, molecular function: zinc ion binding; nuclear estrogen receptor activity; steroid binding. Gene Ontology annotation, biological process: regulation of DNA-templated transcription; estrogen receptor signaling pathway; cellular response to estradiol stimulus. Gene Ontology annotation, cellular component: nucleus. The record is from RefSeq and is a predicted model, not a curated record. The transcript has 10 exons. Bases 574 to 2277 code for a protein of 567 amino acids. Lineage: Eukaryota; Metazoa; Chordata; Mammalia; Rodentia; Muridae.
UUGACGUUCCGGGGGGCUCGAGCUGACACUCCCUGCGCGGGGAUCUGGCUUCGUGACACCCACGUGGGAUGUCAAAGUCUGGAGACAGGAUGAAGCCGCGGGCCCCUGGACCAGCACCAUCAACUCCAGAGUCCCCGGGCAUCUGAUCAGAAACGCCCCUUCCCGGGCCCCGGCUCUGUCACUCGGGAGGAGGGGUGUCCCCCCGGGGGGGGGGUGUCUGUCUGUGGCGCGGCGCGGGAGUGCCCGAGAUCUCCCGCCCCGGGUUCGCGGUCACGUGGGCUCCCCCGCCACCCCCUCCCACACCGCUCGUCCCCGUCUUUAAAAGAAAGACCCGCUAACCGUCCCUUCGUGGUGGGUGCUGGCCUGGUCCCUGCCUCCUGCACCCAAAGUUCCUGGAAGUGGAGGAUCUGGCCCUGGCAUCCCUUGGCAUCCCGGUCUGCAUUCGAGUCCCGCGACAGCCAGCGGCGGCGAGACCCUCGCGGGGGAGGAUCAACACGUGCAUUCAGAGGAUGCCCAAAAAGAGGAUGUUCAGCUGCCAGGCCUUCCUCCUGACGGCGCGUCUCUGAGAACACAAUGUCCAUCUGCACCUCCGCUUACAAGGAUCUUCCUCAGCUGCUGCCUGCUCGCGACAUGGAGAUCAAAAACUCACCAUCAAGCCUUAGUUCGCCGGCUUCCUACAGCUGUAGCCAGUCCAUCCUCACCCUGGAGCACGGCCCCCUCUAUAUCCCUUCUUCCUACGUAGAGAGCCGCCACGAAUACUCAGCGAUGACCUUCUACAGUCCUGCAGUGAUGAAUUACAGUGUCCCUGGCGGCGCCGGGAACCUGGAAGGAGGGCCCAUCCGACAGACCGCCAGCCCAAACGUGCUAUGGCCGACUUCUGGACACCUCUCUCCUCUAGCGACCCACUGCCAGUCGUCGAUUCUGUACGCGGAGCCUCAGAAGAGCUCUUGGUGUGAAGCAAGAUCGCUGGAACACGGCUUGCCUGUGAGCAGAGAGACACUGAAAAGGAAACUCAGUGGGAGCAGUUGUACCAGCCCUGUUACCAGUCCAGGUGCCAAGAGGGAUGCUCAUUUCUGCGCUGUGUGCAGCGAUUAUGCGUCUGGCUAUCACUACGGCGUCUGGUCGUGUGAAGGAUGCAAGGCCUUUUUUAAAAGAAGCAUUCAAGGACAUAACGAUUAUAUCUGUCCCGCCACGAAUCAGUGCACCAUCGACAAGAACCGGCGGAAAAGCUGCCAGGCCUGCCGGCUUCGCAAGUGUUACGAAGUCGGAAUGGUGAAGUGCGGAUCCAGGAGAGAAAGGUGUGGGUACCGCAUAGUACGAAGACAGAGGAGCUCCAGUGAGCAGGCGCAGUGCCUGAGCAAAGCCAAGAGAAACAGCGGGCACGUACCCCGGGUGAAGGAGCUGCUGCUGAGCGCCCUAAGCCCAGAGCAGCUGGUGCUCACCCUGCUGGAGGCGGAGCCGCCCAACGUGCUCGUGAGCCGUCCCAGCAUGCCCUUCACCGAGGCCUCCAUGAUGAUGUCCCUCACCAAGCUGGCUGACAAGGAGCUCGUGUACAUGAUUGGCUGGGCCAAGAAAAUUCCCGGCUUUGUGGAGCUCAGCCUGCUGGACCAAGUCCGGCUCUUGGAAAGCUGCUGGAUGGAGGUGCUGAUGGUGGGGUUGAUGUGGCGCUCCAUCGACCACCCCGGCAAGCUCAUCUUUGCUCCAGACCUCGUUCUGGACAGGUCAUCAGAGGACCCUCACUGGCACGUUGCGCAGACGAAGAGUGCCGCCCCAAGGGAUGAGGGCAAGUGCGUGGAAGGCAUUCUGGAGAUCUUCGACAUGCUCCUGGCGACGACGUCAAGGUUCCGUGAGUUAAAACUCCAGCACAAAGAGUAUCUCUGUGUGAAGGCCAUGAUCCUCCUCAACUCCAGCAUGUACCCGUUGGCGACAGCAAGCCAGGAGGCGGAGAGCAGCCGGAAGCUGGCACAGCUAUUGAACGCAGUGACGGAUGCCCUGGUCUGGGUGAUUGCAAAGAGCGGCAUCUCCUCCCAGCAACAGUCUGUUCGACUGGCCAACCUCCUGAUGCUUCUUUCCCACGUCAGGCACAUCAGUAACAAGGGCAUGGAACACCUGCUCAGCAUGAAGUGCAAAAAUGUGGUCCCCGUGUAUGACCUGCUGUUGGAGAUGCUGAAUGCGCACACGCUUCGCGGGUACAGGUCCUCCGCUUCGGGGUCCGAGUGCAGCCCAGCAGAGGACAGUAAGAGCAAAGAGGGCUUCCAGAACCCACAGUCUCAGUGAUGGCCAGGCCUGAGGUGGACAGUCUACAGAGGUGUUCAAAGGCGGAACCACACACCCUCAAAGCUCGGGCUUCAUCUUAAUGGCUGCCUUGGUCAUGUACCCCUUCCCCGACGUUCCACUUCCCGGGAGUCAGGGCGGGUGGGUUGUGGCGUUCCUUGUUCCAGGGUGUACCUUUGAACUCAGAGUUCUGACUUGUAUAGCCUUAGAAGGCUCUUGAUGUGGCCCUCCUCUCACUUCGCACCUCCUUGCCCGCGUGGAAGACACCUUAAAGGUUCUGGGACGAAUAGUCAAAGUCUGACUCGGAAGGAUUGGCCUGAGAUGGGGGAAAGAAUGUGACGUGGGACACAGAUGUAAGAAACGAACUGUACAGUUAACUGUGUGGCUGUAAAGUUAGCCUUUGAGUGGGGUCUCCUGGACCCUUGAUUGUAGGGCGGAAAACCACACUGGCAAUCCACUGGCUUCACACUCCUACCUCGCAGGCCUGUGAGGAGUAACAACAUGCUACUGGUGAUUCCAUCAGAGACUGGAGGCAUAAUGGCCAGGCUCAGAUGUGGGCCUUGUCCCUCCUCCCCAAUCCUCUUGCUGUCCAUGUGCAGACUCAUCCUUCUGGCUUACCUUUGUAAAGCCUGCUUGUUUGGCCUGUCAGAGUGUGCCCACUGUCACAGAUUAAGAUUUAAAUUUCUGAUGUUCUUGAAGCUAUGUUGGUGUUCUCUCUCUUUUUUUUUUCUCUCUCUCUCUCUCUGUGUAUAUGUUUGAAAGGCCUCGUUUUUGCAAGAAUGGAGUUUAUCCUGUGGGUGUGAGUCAUAACACAUUGUGAAUGUAGAUUUCAUCUUGCACAGCAGAGGAAAGGGAUGGGAGACAGGAAUGCUUCAGGCUGUAGAUGUACAAUCCUCUGUAAAGAUUACACACACACACACACACACACACACACACACACACACAUAUACAUACCUUCAGGCCUAUAUAGUGUGGAUUGGAUGGGCAAACACCUGAACACAUUUUUUUUUAACCCCUUCACAAAGAGUUAUUUAGGGAUAAUUAUAGCAAAAAAAAAUAUUCUUCUCUAAACUAUAUAGGUCUCUUAAAAUAUUAUCAGAACAUUUGUGAGGUGGGUUGGAUGAAGCAAAAAUGUGAUUUGUAAUUCACGUUUUAGAAACUGGCAUUUUUGGACAGCUCUGCUUUGGAAGUAAGCAAUUAAAUGAUCACGCCGAUCGGAUGUCUUUAAGAGUAAAACCUGGCGAUGCAGUAUGAGGUAGACUUCCCUUUGAAAAUGGUGUUUCUGUGGUCAGUACAUCCUGUGUUUACUGAGUCAUUCAUUAGGAAGAUUACACUUAACGAGAGAGAACUUGAAUGUGUCUUAAUUUUGCUAUUGGUAUGCCGCUGCUAAAGCUGACGUUAGCAGCUGUGACAGAUGCAGGCCUAGGGAACACACAGGUGCUGGGGGUUCAGAGGCAUUUUGAAGUUAUUAGCAGUUCAGUGCUAUAGCCUGAGCGCAGCAGUACAGAAAGCAUCCCACUGCGGACAAAGGUUGGGUUGGAGGGCAGGAAGUUUGAUGCAAAGGCAGCCUUGAAAAACAUGUCAGGAAAAUUUUGUUUCUUUCUAAAGAGCCUGACGGACGAGAAUAAUAAAACAAUCAGAAACGAGCUCCAAGCUGCUGUCUAAUUAAUACCCAGUGAAGUUCUUGGUUGAAUUUGGAUGCCUAAUGAAGGGAUCAGUUUGAACUCAAUCAGUUACCCUCCCAUGGCAAGGCCAUUAAUUAGCCUGGAAUCUUUAAUCCUCCCUCAGGAGCCUGACAGAAUUCCAGGCGAGGACCACCACACCCAGCCGGUUUCUUAUUUCACAUCACUUCUACCUGCUCUUAAGGCUGCUCCUGUCACUCACUGUGCUUGGUUCAAUGGGAGGAGUCUUGGCUUGUGUCUCCCCCGGGUCUGGCAGGGACUCGGGUUAGCCCUGCCCGAGACUUCUCAGUACGGGGCUGUU